Exaiptasia diaphana is the source of this 1670-nucleotide messenger RNA. RefSeq names its product protein lifeguard 2. Gene Ontology annotation, cellular component: membrane. NCBI's taxonomy places the organism in Eukaryota, Metazoa, Cnidaria, Anthozoa, Actiniaria, Aiptasiidae. The record is from RefSeq and is a predicted model, not a curated record. The transcript has 12 exons. Bases 156 to 908 code for a protein of 250 amino acids.
UUAUGGUGACGUCAUUGUAACUGGGAAGCGGGGAUCGGAGGUGAUCGACUAGAUAUCGAAAGUGAAUGAAAUGGAUGUCCGUUUGAUGUAAAUAAGAGAUUUUUGUUGGUGCAUGAAGUGUUGAUUCUCGCUAUAAUUAAAUAUCCAACUCAAAAAUGUCGUAUGGCUAUACGUAUCAAGACGAUCCGGACAAAUAUGGCGCCACAGCUUCGGAUCCGUUUGCCGACUCGUCGAUGUCCUUCUCUGAUGUUUCUAUAAGAGCUGGAUUUAUAAGAAAGGUCUAUUCUAUACUACUGUGUCAGCUAGCUGUUACUAUUGCAUUUAUUUGCUUUUUCCUUUAUUGCGAACCAGUCAAACAUUAUGCUCUUAGUCAUCCAGGGUUAUUUUAUGGGGCACUAGCUGUGACAUUUGUUACAAUGAUUGCCAUGGCUUGUUGUGAAAAUGUGAGGAGGACUUUUCCAACAAACUUCAUCUUUUUGUGUUUAUUUACRGUCUGCGAGGGCUAUCUUCUUGGUGCUGUAUCAAGUGUUUACAACAAAGAUGAAGUACUCAUGGCUGCUGGGAUCACAGCAGUUGUUGUUCUUGCAAUUACCAUCUUUGCCUUCCAAACAAAGUAUGAUUUCACCAUGAUGGGAGGAUUCUUGUUUGUCGCCCUCAUCGUUCUUAUCUGCUUUGGAUUCCUGACCAUUUUCUUUCACAACAGGGUGGUGAACAUUGUAUACGCCGCUCUUGGAGCUCUUCUGUUUGCCUUGUAUUUAGUAUAUGAUACACAGAUCAUGAUGGGWGGUGGCAAAAUGUAUUCCAUCUCUCCAGAGGAAUAUAUCUUUGCUGCACUUAACCUCUACCUCGACAUCAUCAACAUGUUUCUUUACAUCUUGCAGCUUGUCUCCGCUGCAUCAGGUGAUUGACAGUAACCAUUAGCAACAUACAGAUGUAAACUUUUAAAAAAUAAAAAUGCAGAAUGACAAUCCACAUUACAAAAAUAGGAAAUUAUAGUACUAAUAGACAGAGCUACAUUUUGUAGAUGUAGGAAAAUAGCAGCUAAUUGUUAGUUGACGUUGUUUUCUUCAUUUUUUGUUAUAUGAUUUUGUCCUUAUUCAAUCCUUUUGUCUUGUUCUCUAAUGUACACAAAUAAAUGACAAUUCCUAAAAUCUAGACUGGCUAAAUAUAAGCUCUAUAUUUAUAAUGUUUUUAAGUUCACACUAAAGUCAGUCAGUGACUAUGCUUGUGACUAUAAGUAUGCUUGUACUAGAAAAUUAGCGGAACUAUAAAAAUUGCAAAUACACUGUUUCGUUAGUGAAAUAGUGAGUKACGCUUGAGUGUAAAAUAAUCCAUCCAUGUUCGUCAAAGCUUUUAGAACUGUUAGUCCGCUCCAGCAGGUCGAAAGGAGGCCAGAACUGACCUACAAAGCUUUGUGUUUGCAAACUGUGUUCUUGUAAGUUUACUAGAUUUGAAUUGUGCAGAUACAUAGGGAGAAGAAAAAACAAAUUAUACAUCGUUAUCUGAGUGUACAAAUAUACUGUCCAGAAACUCUGGCGCAUAACCAGACCAGAAAUUAAGUCAGGAGUAUGUAAUUAUUUUAACAUUAAAUACAAAUUAAAAGAGACGUUGUAUGUUAAAAAGAAAUCCAAGAAGUACUUUAGAUAAAUAAAAAUUACGUGACCUAAGUA